Molecule: messenger RNA, 1179 nt
Organism: Trematosphaeria pertusa
Lineage: Eukaryota; Fungi; Ascomycota; Dothideomycetes; Pleosporales; Trematosphaeriaceae
Exons: 2
Coding region: 329-706 (125 amino acids)
Source: RefSeq, a predicted model, not a curated record
CGAUCAAGAACCCGUCUGGGGUUCUUACCUUCGCCUUGGCUUCCUCCUCCUUCUUGUUGGCGUCCUCGCCUCUCUUCUCGGAGCUCUUGCUCGCCUCAACCAGGUCGCACAGUCGGCGGGCAACGCCGCCAAGCUUUCCAUCAUCAAUUCUUCAUCCAUUAUCAAUUCUUCAACGAUCAUCAAUUCUUCAACGAUCAUCAAUCCUUCAACAAUCAUCAAUUCUUCAACGAUCAUUAAUUCUUCAACCAUCAUUAAUUCUUCAACCAUCAUCAAUUCUUCAACCAUCAUCAAACUCUUACCACCUCAUCCUCUCUGUGCACCACCAACCAUGACCAAUGCUGCUCUCAGUCCGCAGCCUGAGUUCGCCGUCAUGGCAGCCGGUUGCGAGGAGACAGCCAACAAUUUCACCAACAUGGCGGCACAAUUUCGAAACUGCCAGAAUUUGCCGACUCUGCAACGCGACAACGAGAUCGUGACUACGUUACGGGCCAUUGUCGAACAACUGGGUCGCAUCGAGGAGCGGAUGGAGCGCGGGUUUCGUCGUGUCGAGGUGCACCAGCUAAAUACCUACGCGCGCCUCGAGAACAGCCACAUUAUCGCCGCCAACGUCGCUGAGGACCUCAUACCGCUCUAUUCGUUGACGGCAGCUAAUGCCCAACCACAAGUUAUCCCAAACUUUCCCUCCCGCAUCGAGGACAUUAGCUAGUUAGACACCGGACGAGUCAACGAGUUGCUCUGUCAUUUGGACCAGGGUAUUAGCGGGAACCUGGCCCAGCGCAGGUCGAGGCUCAAGAGAGCGGUGGGGGGGUUCAUUCGCUACGAUAGCUCGGUUGUGAGGGUCUAAGCUCUGCGGCAUACUUACUGGCGUUUAGGGCGAGGCAUUGUUUGUUAGCACUAGCAUUAGGCUAGGGUUAGGGAUUUGGGUGGCUACGGAAGGAGACUGGCGAAAGAGGGGCCUCUUUAGGUAAUUCACUCGAAUAGCAUUGGGUACCAUUGUUGUCGCCGCUGCUCAUUUGGCUGCACUUCAGCGGAUCACCACCAGCACCACCCAUCACUGAGCCAUUCAGCUACACAACACUACUCCGCCAUCAAUACCCUUUGACGGCGGACAACUCAUUGACAAGCAGGACACCUACCUUCCUGCCUUCCUCCUCCCUCCGCCGUACCUUUCCGCACCGG